This is a messenger RNA of Chionomys nivalis (European snow vole), 1324 nucleotides long. It is a transcript of the gene Taf1d, whose product is annotated as TATA-box binding protein associated factor, RNA polymerase I subunit D. The record is from RefSeq and is a predicted model, not a curated record. Lineage: Eukaryota; Metazoa; Chordata; Mammalia; Rodentia; Cricetidae. Gene Ontology annotation, cellular component: RNA polymerase transcription factor SL1 complex; nucleoplasm; nucleus. Gene Ontology annotation, biological process: regulation of DNA-templated transcription.
CCGGCUACCGCGGGCGGGAACGGUCUUUUCGGCGUGGUGGAGGAGGAGGACGCCUGUGUUUGCGUUGGGAACCCGGUCUGGCGCGACCGAACGGUGAGGGCCGAGGGUAGGGCCAGCCGGGGCUUUUUGUCGACUGUCCGUACGGAGUCGGCACUGAGGUCGGGCGAGGCGCGGCGGUUGGGGCCUUGGGCCCUGCUCGGGGCCUUCGGAGGCCGCGCGGGCUCCCGGUCGCUGUCGGGAGGUACCGAGGAGAAUCCGGCCAGGAAGGUCCUCUCGGUGCCUUGUGCUCCCUGCCCACAUCUCUUAGCGCGCUUAGAGGCUCUUGUCGGUCAGCCCACGGCGUGUGUUCGCACCAGUAGCUUUACACUCGCCACGUGGCCUCCAAACUUGGAGAUUCACCAUUGUAAAGCGCCAUACAGAAAACUGGGUAAGGCAGAGAGAAAGUGAUGGCUCAGUCAGAAGGGAACUCUGACUGCAUGACACCUGAAGAAGCUGACAACACUGGAAACCACAGUGAUGACUCAUCUGAAAGCUUAUUUAAAACACAGUAUGUUCCUUUACCCACACAAAAGCAAAGAAACCCUACUGCAAAAUGUGUCAUUUCACCUGUGAACGUUGAAACUGACUCUUCAAGUGACUCCUCUAUAGAACCAAGGCCUUUGACUUUAAAGGCUAUUUUUGAAAGAUUCAAGAAAAAGAAACGGAAAAAGAGGAAAUACAAGCCAAAGUCGAGACCAAGGGAAAGACCACCCGGAAUAAAGAACACUAGAAAUCCUAGGAGGUCACAAAUAGAUGUGAAACAAAUUAAAGACAAAGGAGCUGUGCUUCCAUUCUUAGAAUCUGAAAAUGGAAGAAAACCCUUACCUUGGAAGAAAAUUUUAACAUAUGAGCAAGCUGUUGCAAGAGGAUUUUUUCACCACAUUGAAAAACUCAAGUAUGAGCACCAUCUUAAGGAAUGCUUGGAACAAAUGCAUGCUGGGGAAGAUUUAGAAAAGGAAGACUUUGACAGCCGGAGACACAAGUACAUGGAUGAUGAUGGUCCUCUUUCUCCCAUUGACGAGCCAUUAACAGAAGAUGAGGCAACAAGUCCUGAGUCUGAAUGCGAUAUCAAAUUGGUUCAAAACAGUUGCUUCAUAAUAAGCUCAGAAUUUCCAAAGAGAAAUUUAGAACCAAAGAAGACCAAGAAAGAAUCUGCAUUCUCUAAAAAAACUAAGGGUAAACAUACUGCACAAGAGGGCACGCGGAACGGCAUGGAAAGGAGAUGUACAUCUGACUUAUCAAAGAAGGCCCUGGUAUGCCUUCACAAUGAUUAGUAUGAUGUUAG